AUGCUGGCCCCUCGACAGAGUCCCAUCCAUGGCCAAGUAGCCCCACAACACCUGCCCCACGGAGUCCGACGCCCUCUGGCUCCUCCGUGGGAGCACCACAUGCUGGCCCCUCGAGAGAGUCCCAUCCAUGGCCAAGUAGCCCCACAACACCUGCCCCACGGAGUCCGACGCCCUCUGGCUCCUCCGUGGGAGCACCACAUGCUGGCCCCUCGAGAGAGUCCCAUCCAUGGCCUAGUAGCCCCACUACACCCAGCCAACAGCGUUCAACGCCCUCUGGCUCCUCCGUGGGUGCCCGUAUACUGGCUGGCCCCUCAACGGAGUCUACACCUCCUCGACCACACAAAGGCGGCAGGCCUCCCACUAAGCGCACGCCGAGGACUGUGGCUGAGAUUGAUCAUCUGAGGAGGACAAGGGACAGCCUGCGGAGGAGCCUGUUCAAGGCGCAGCGCCGGGCGUCCCAGCAGAGUGGCAAUCUCUCUCGUACACAGAUUAUACAAGCAGCAUCACGGUACCUUUCCAGGGA
Molecule: messenger RNA, 523 nt
Organism: Ornithodoros turicata
Lineage: Eukaryota; Metazoa; Arthropoda; Arachnida; Ixodida; Argasidae
Exons: 5
Coding region: 1-402 (133 amino acids)
Source: RefSeq, a predicted model, not a curated record